This is a messenger RNA of Xenopus tropicalis (tropical clawed frog), 1709 nucleotides long. Its product is annotated as titin. The record is from RefSeq and is a predicted model, not a curated record. NCBI's taxonomy places the organism in Eukaryota, Metazoa, Chordata, Amphibia, Anura, Pipidae.
CCAUAAAUAUCAUGACAAAAUCCCUUUAAGUACAAAGGCCUGGGUCAGCCAGUGACUGUUUGGGCUAAGCCUUCUCUCCUACUACAGUCACUGCUACCUCUCAGCUCAUCCACUGUGGAUUUCUUGUGUGCUGGAGAACCAGGGAAUUUGUUAUUCACCGCAGCUUCUUUCUGUAACAGAAUGGACAGCUCAGAUGAAGAUGAUUUUUUAACUGCCGCAGAAAAAAAAGACCUUCUGACUGAAGCCUUGGAAGAAAUGAAAAGAAAAGUUGCACAGAUAAAAGAAAGCAACAGAAAUCAGAGAGCAGAAAUCGUGGCAGUAGAACGUGACGUCGAAUUCACUCGUAAAGAGCUAGAACAGCUGACGGUAGAAAAAGAAGCCCUGCAACUAGAAGCUGAAGGGUUAGAAGACCAACUGCAGAACUUAAAUCUAGAGAGUCAGAUGGUGGAACAGCAAUAUGAAGAGAUGCGUAAAAAAGUUGAACGUAUAGAAACUCUCAUAGAUCCACAAUUUCAAAAAUCAAUGCAAGUAGUACUCGAUAACUUGAACACAAUAGUAAACCUUUUGUAUCAAGAAGGCGUUAUCAGCGAUCAGCCCUGCCCCGAAUCAGAAUAUUUGCCAAUUACCCCGGUGCCAUCUGCCUCUGAAAGCUUGCCAUUGGUUGCGCCAAAAUAUUUGCCAAAGACCCCAGUGCCACCUGCCUCAAAAACUUUGCCUGAGGUCCAGCCAAAAUCUUUGCCAGUGACCCCAAUGUCAUCUACCACUAAAUGUUUGCCCGAGGUCCAGCCAGAAUAUUUUCCAAUUACCCCGGUGCCAUCUGCCUCUGAAAGCUUGCCAUUGGUUGCGCCAAAACCAUUUCCUAUUGCCCCGGUGCCAUCUGCCUCUGAAAGCUUGCCAUUGGUUGAGCCAAAGUAUUUGCCAAAGACCCCAGUGCCACCUGCCUCAAAAACUUUGCCUGAGGUCCAGCCAAAAUCUUUACCAGUGACCCCAAUGUCAUCUAUCACUAAAUGUUUGCCUGAGGUCCAGCCAGAAUAUUUGCCAAAGACCCCAGUGCCACCUGCCUCAAAAACUUUGCCUGAGGUCCAGCCAAAAUAUUUGCCAAUUACCCCGGUGCCAUCUGCCUCUGCAAGCUUGCCAUUGGUCCAGCCAGAAAUCUCAUCCACCAAGAAAAUGAAAAUAUCUGAAAUCGAAAUAGAGGAAGGAGAAUCAUCCAUCAAAAAACCAAAAAUGCUUAAAGAACACAUAAAAGAAACAGAAAUUUAUGAAAUAGAAGAAGGAGGAGAAGAACUAGUAGAAGAAGAAAGAGAAGAAAAAAAGCUGGAAGUGUCAGACCCAAAAUUAGGCAAAACCACAGAACUGUCUCCUUUUCUAAUUCCAUAUGUUCCAAAAAAGAAAUCUCCUAAUGACAAGUGGGCAAUUAAUUAUACAGCAUUUGUAAAUUAUUAUUUUCAAACAAAUUUUCAAGGAAAGUUUUCGCAACAAUUUAUAGACGAUUGCAUUCAGCAAGGCAGGGCCUAUAACAUUUUCCCCUCAUUGGCUAAACAAGCCGAUGAUACACAAGUGUAUACUAGGAUGGCAACUCUAAAAAGGCAAAUGGCAGAGAGCAAAAGGAAGACAGAAGAGAUGACAGUAAUGAAAACUGUAUAAACAUAUAAACACCACAGUAACACAAAAUAAACAACUGGGAAUUUAUCUCUUAUUCACUGGAA